ACCAGCAAGUAUCUCUAUAUAUGUAAGACUACAAGCUCUUGCACUUAUGAAGAACAAAGAUUUUCCUAUAUAUCCUAUAAAUAAAAAAAUAAAAAAUAAAAAGAUUUUCCUUUGUAUUUUGUGAUAGUACCUAGAAAGGAAGAUGGUGAUGAAUGUUGAUAUAAUCUCCAAGGAGAUAAUUAAGCCAUCAUCUCCAACACCCCAUCACCUUAGCAACUUCAAGCUUUCUUUCUUAGACCAAAUUGCACCUCCCAUUUAUAUUCCUAUCAUUUUGUUCUAUGAUUCUAAGAAAUUUGUGGAUGUUGAUCCAUUCGAAAUAUCUCAUUCGCUAAAAAAAUCUCUAGCCGAAACCUUAACUCGUUACUAUCCCUUGGCUGGUACACCUAUUAAUGAAGAUUUCUAUAUCAAUUGUAAUGACCAAGGUGUAGACUAUAUUCAAGCCCGAAUCCCAUGCAAUCUAUCACAAGUGGUAGACAAUCCCAAAGGGAAGGAGCUUAUGCAGUUGCUACCAUUUGAGCCAUAUCAUAGUAGCACUGAGUUUGGAAAGGAAGUUCUCUUAGCUGUCCAAUAUAACAUGUUUGAGUGUGGUGGAGUAGCCAUUGCUGUGUGUGUCUCACACAAGAUUGCUGAUGGUACAUCAGCGGUCACGUUUGUUAAUGCAUGGGCUGGCAUGUCUCGAGGAGAAAGUGAAAUUAUAAGUCCUAGUUUUGAUGCAGCUAUCCAUUUUCCUCCUAGAGAUAUCACUGGGUCCAUGCUAAGUGGAGCAAUUUCAAAAGAAAACAUUGUGACUAGAAGAUUUGUGUUCAACAAAUCGAGCAUAGCCACGCUAAGAGAAGAAGCCUCUGCCGCAUUUGGUCCAGAAGACAAGGGUCCAUCACGCGUGGAGGCCAUUUCAGCAUUCAUAUGGAGACGUUUCAUGGCAAUGUCUAGAGCAAAACAAGGUAAGAAACCAAAACUAUUUGCUGCACUUCAUGCAGUGAACUUGCGUGAGAGGAUGGUUCCACAACUUCCAGUGCAUUCCUUUGGGAAUCUUUGGAGGAUUGUGAUUGCAGCAUUGCCGGUUGAGAUUGAGAAAGAUUAUCGGUUUCUUGUGAGCCAGCUUCGGAAUGCAAUCAUGGAAAUCGAUGCUGACUUCCUGAAGAAACUAAAAGAUGAUGAUGGACACUUGGAUUUUAUAAAGAAUACAAGCAAACAGUUUGAUCAUGGUAUUAUAGAAUUCUGUAACUUUACUAGUUGGUGUAGGUUUCCUGUGUACGAAGUUGAUUUUGGUAUGGGAAAGCCCACUUGGGUCUGUAGUCCAAGCAGGCCUUUUAAGAAUGUUGUGGUCAUGAUGAGUACCAAAGAUGGUGAUGGAAUUGAGACAUGGGUGAACAUGAAAGAAGAAGACAUGGCCUUGUUUGAACAUGACCAAGAGCUACUCUCAUAUGCUUCCUCAGCAGAUGGGGAAUGAAAGAAUGUUUGCCUACUACUCUAUCAAGUUAUUCAAUCUGGGUUCUGGAGCUAUAGCCAUGCACUUGUUAUAUUGUUAUUAUUAUCUUUAAUCUUCUUUUAUGUAUCUCCAAUUGUAUCUAAGCAUACUCUAUAAUCCAGUCCUAUCUGUUUGUUGUUUUUAAGAUUGAUCUAUUCUACACAAUAAUAAAAUAAAAUAGAAUAAAAUAAAGGGACUUUCA
Molecule: messenger RNA, 1670 nt
Organism: Quercus robur (English oak)
Lineage: Eukaryota; Viridiplantae; Streptophyta; Magnoliopsida; Fagales; Fagaceae
Product: vinorine synthase-like
Exons: 1
Coding region: 143-1450 (435 amino acids)
Source: RefSeq, a predicted model, not a curated record